AUGUGUUCAAAGCUCUUCUUAAUCUUCCUCCUCUCAGCGGUGCUGCUGAAGGCGGUCCAGACGACCGACUUGGAAGGAAUCGGCUGGGAUCGUUUCACCAACCUCGGCGACAAAGAGGAAGACUGCAAUGGCGGUCGCUGUUUGUACGGUCUUGACGUGAAUUUGAGGGAGUCCAGUAGUCGGCGUCGACAGUUUGAAUACAGUGAGUCCGUCAGUUAUGCAUGCCUUAGGCCCGACGCGGUUCCAUGCGGCUAUCGUGGCCAUUCUUAUUACAAUUGUCGGAAGGGAGCUUACGUUAAUCCUUACACCCGUAGUUGCGACGUCAUAUCUCAGUGUUACAGGAGAACUAGUUAA
This is a messenger RNA of Pistacia vera, 354 nucleotides long. RefSeq names its product protein RALF-like 1. The record is from RefSeq and is a predicted model, not a curated record. The transcript has a single exon. NCBI's taxonomy places the organism in Eukaryota, Viridiplantae, Streptophyta, Magnoliopsida, Sapindales, Anacardiaceae. The coding region runs from base 1 to 354 and encodes 117 amino acids.